ACCCAUGAGGAUAUUAUGUCGAAUGUUGAACCCUACCAAACUUGGUAGUCCUGCCAGUUUUAUAAGCAAGACGCUUUUGCCUUUUGAUACAAGUGCCGAUGAAUUGAUUGUAUCCAAUUUUUACAGCCUAGGUGGCAAUAAACUGAAAACUUUUGGAAAAAUUGAUUGUGAGAUUUUGCUCAAUGGCAAAUCUAAAAUAAUUUCAUUAUUUAUUGUUUCGGAUGGCAUAUUAUCUCAGCCUUUGCUUCUCGGAAGAGAUUUUUUCAAAUUAUUUAAUAUUAAACUUUAUAUGUUAAAUUGUAACGAGCUCAAGUUGGAAUUAAAUGAGUUGAAUUCAAGUGUGUCUUUAAUUGAAAAUAUUGUUCAGGUUCCAGAUAAUUUGCAACAUUGUUAUAUUGAUUGUCCUGUUGAUCAUUCCAUAACUCCUAUUGUUGAUGCCAAUAACUGUGGAGGCAUUCCCGCAGAUAGAUUGCUAGGGGACUCUCUUUCAAAGAAUGCUCAUUGCGCCGUUGGGGCCAGUAUUGUUGAAGAAUUGCAUAGUGAAAUUUCUAGUGAUGAAUGGAAAGAAGAUUGUUUUUCCUUUAUUGAAGGGAAUAUUACAUGCGCGAUUGAUGUGGAAGCCGUUUGUAAUAGCAGUGCUAGUGAUUAUAAUAUUGAUUCCGCUUUGCAUAGUGACGCACGCUUAAAAAUAAAUCGUAUUAUUCGUAAUUGUUAUUUAGAAUAUCCAAAGGAGUCAAGCGUAAAACCCUAUGAAAUGUCCAUUAAGUUGACUUCUGAACAACCAGUUUAUUCACAUCCUCGAAGACUUUCUUAUAAAGAUAAAUUUGAAGUUCAGAAGAUCGUGCAAGAGCUUUUAGAUAAAGGUAUUAUUCGCCAUAGUGAUUCCCCAUAUGCGUCACCAAUAGUGUUAGUUAAAAAGAAAAGUGGUGAAACUCAUUUCAUUUCAAAAGGCCUCCUAAUAGUUUAUAUGGAUGACAUAUUGCUAGCCACAGUGGGUUUAGAUGAACAUUUAGCUUUAUUGGAAUCGGUACUGAAGCAGAUAGCCAAACAUGGUCUUGAACUUAAAUUGUCAAAAUGUAAAUUUUGCCAUAGCAGCAUUCAGUACUUAGGUUAUGAUGUUAGUUAUGAGGGUAUUAAUCCAAGUCAGGAACACAAGCAAACUGUCGCGAAAUUUCCAUUACCGAAAACUUUAAAACAAUUGCAUUCAUUUAUUGGCCUAUGUUCCUAUUUUAGGAAAUUUGUUCCACAGUUUUCAAAAAUUGCUAAACCAUUGUAUGAUUUGUUGAAGAAAAAUUCUAAAUUUGAGCUUGACAAAGCCUGUUUGAAUGCGAUUGCUGAAUUAAAAGCGAGGCUCAUCGAUCCUCCAGUUUUGUCAAUAUAUAAUCCCAAAAAUGAGACCGAAUUGCAUUGCGACGCAAGUGCUCAGGGUUAUGGUGCUAUUUUGUUACAGCGUCAAUCAGACGGAAAGUUUCAUCCAAUUUUUUACUUCUCACAGCGAACCACCAAUACUGAGAGCAAAUAUCACAGUUUUGAACUAGAAACGUUAGCUAUCAUUUACGCUUUGCGACGUUUUAGAGUUUAUCUUGAGGGAAUCCCUUUUAAGAUUAUCACGGAUUGUAAUUCACUUACGCUUACUUUAAGCAAAAAGACGAUUAACCUACGUAUUGCGAGAUGGGCGCUGGAAUUACAGAACUAUGAUUAUUCUGUGCAACAUAGAGGUGGGGCUAACAUGGGUCACGUUGACGCUCUCAGUCGCAGUGAGGUAGUUUUUGCUGUUAACGAAGACGAUUUAGAGUUUCAGUUGCAGGCAACUCAAAGUCGAGACCCUGAUAUAGUUAAAAUACGGGAUAGAUUGGAAAAAGAGCCAUCGAAACUCUUCGACCUCAAAAACGGGCUAGUUUAUAGAAAAGAUAUGAGAGUUAAAAAUAAUAUAGAUCAUGUUAAAGUUGCCACUGGGUCACCACAAGCAAACGGUCAGGUUGAAAGAGUAAACAGAGUUUUGACUCCUAUGCUUAGUAAACUAAGUGAGCCAAUUCAACAUGCCGAUUGGGUUUCAAAGCUAAGUACGAUUGAAUUUGCCAUUAAUAACACGGUACACAGCUCAACCGGUAAAUCUCCCGCUAAUUUACUUUUUGGGACCACCCAAAAGGGACCCAAUGUUGAUGAAUUUACUGAAUUUUUAUGUGACCAACAAGAUAUUGAGCAAUGUGAUCUAACUAAUUGUAGGCAGGAAGCGAAUGAGGCUAUACUGGCAUCCCAGCGGCGCAACGAGGAGUAA
Rhagoletis pomonella (apple maggot) is the source of this 2278-nucleotide messenger RNA. RefSeq lists its product as uncharacterized. Gene Ontology annotation, biological process: DNA integration. The record is from RefSeq and is a predicted model, not a curated record. Bases 5 to 2278 code for a protein of 757 amino acids. The transcript has 4 exons. Gene Ontology annotation, molecular function: nucleic acid binding. NCBI's taxonomy places the organism in Eukaryota, Metazoa, Arthropoda, Insecta, Diptera, Tephritidae.